Molecule: messenger RNA, 381 nt
Organism: Ostertagia ostertagi
Lineage: Eukaryota; Metazoa; Nematoda; Chromadorea; Rhabditida; Trichostrongylidae
Source: the annotation of a GenBank genome assembly
AUGUUUGGUAGACCCGGUAUAUUUGGAAGGCCUGGUAUGUUUGGCAGGCCUGCAACAGGCACAGGUACAGGCACAGGUACUAUGGCCGGUACAGGCUGUACUGCUGGUAUAGGCUGUACGGCCGGCACUGGUAUAGGCUGUACGGCUGGUACUGGUAUAGGCUGCACAGCCGGUAUAGGCUGUAUUGCCGGUAUAGGCUGUACAGCCGGUACAGCUGGCACUGCCGGCACGGCCGGCACGGCCGGCACAGCCGGUAUAGCAGGUACAGCCGGUACGGCUGGUACUGCUGGUAUACCAGGUACUCCGGGCAUCAUUGGAACUGGAGGAAGGCCAGAUCACGAAGCGCUGAUGCAUGGAUGGAGCCAUUGCGAAAUGUUUUGA